Messenger RNA from Vicia villosa (hairy vetch), 1734 nucleotides. Its product is annotated as NAC domain-containing protein 76-like. Lineage: Eukaryota; Viridiplantae; Streptophyta; Magnoliopsida; Fabales; Fabaceae. Bases 353 to 1426 code for a protein of 357 amino acids. The transcript is spliced from 4 exons. The record is from RefSeq and is a predicted model, not a curated record. Gene Ontology annotation, biological process: regulation of DNA-templated transcription. Gene Ontology annotation, molecular function: DNA binding.
CAUGUAUCAUGACCAUAACACAGCUAAUUAGCAACUCAUAAUAAACUCAAUAUUUUAUUCUUGAACUCAUCUUCUUCAUCCCUAUUGUGUUACAGAAAUACAUACAAAAAUAAAAUAUAGUUUUCAUAUAUUUCUGUGCCCAUUCCUGGUUGUCAGUCCUUGUAUCAGAAGUUAGCUACCAUUUGCACUGAUCCACACACCUCUCUCUUUCUUAAAACCCACGUCCGUGCCUUUCAAGCUACCAAACAGUGUAACCUAAGCUUCUUUUCUUCUUUCCUUUCUCUUCAAAGGGUCCAUUUUCCUUAUCACAGAAAGGUAAUAAUAGAGUAAAGAAGCUACAGGUUAGUAGUGCAUGAUGAUGCAAGGAAGUGGAGAAUUAACAGUUCCUCCGGGGUUCAGGUUCCACCCUACUGAUGAAGAGCUUCUUUACUAUUACCUGAGGAAGAAAGUUUCUUAUGAAGCCAUUGAUCUUGAUGUUAUCAGAGAAGUUGAUCUAAACAGACUUGAGCCUUGGGACCUCAAAGAUAAGUGUAGGAUUGGAUCAGGGCCACAGAAUGAGUGGUAUUUCUUCAGCCACAAGGACAAGAAAUACCCAACAGGAACAAGAACAAAUAGAGCAACUACAGCUGGGUUUUGGAAAGCAACUGGAAGAGACAAAGCCAUAUAUCACACAAAUUCCAAAAGGAUUGGUAUGAGGAAAACCCUAGUCUUCUACACUGGACGUGCUCCUCAUGGCCACAAAACUGACUGGAUCAUGCAUGAGUACCGUCUUGACGACGAUGAUAAUGCAGAAGUUCAGGAAGAUGGAUGGGUUGUAUGUAGGGUUUUCAAAAAGAAAAACACAACCAGAGGUUACCAACAAGAAGUUGAAGAAGAAGAUCACAUGAUUAACCACAUGAGGUCAACAAAUGGAGGUCCAUGCCAUCAGAUGCUAGAGCAAAAACAUCAUCAUCAUCAUCACAUGCAACAAUUAGGACUAUAUGAUUUCAACAACAAUCACCACAACAACUUUGAUGGUACAAUUCACCUACCACAGUUAUUCAGUCCAGAAUCAUCAGCUCUAGCACCACAGCCACCACCACCAACUUCCUUUCACAAUUCAUCCAUGGACAUCCUUGAAUGUUCUCAAAAUUUGUUGAGGCUCACAACAACAAAUACUACCUCUGGACUUAAUCUCAUGCAGCAGCAACAACAUCAACAAGGGGAGAGGUUGAUCAAUGGAGGUGAUUGGUCAUUCUUGGAUAAACUACUUGCAUCUCAUCACCAUGGAAAUAUGGAUCAGAAUCUGAGAAACAAGUUAUGUAACCCUCUUCAUAAUCAGCAGGCUGCAUCUGCUGAUGUUGGAUCAACUUCUGCUCAGAAAUUUCCAUUUCAUUACCUUGGUUGUGAGCCUCAUUCUCAUGAUAUUAUGAAAUUUUCAAAGUAAUUAAUUAAGAUUUUGAUGAUGAGAACUUUGGUUUUCUAGAAUAAGUUUUUUUUUUUUAAUUCCUGUUAGAUACUAUUUGUAAUUCCAUGCAUUAAUUUAGUUAAUUAUUUCUUUUGAGUAUGAAUUGUAUAUAUAUUUGCAUCUCUUUAAUUCAAUCUGUUAAUUAAUGUAUAAGUCUGCUUAAUCCAAACUUUAGAAACAUAUGUUUUGAAUAACUAGAAAGCAAAUUAUAUGAGAAUGAGAGAGUAUAAAGUACUCAAACCAAAUUUAAAGAACCAAACCACAACAAAAGCCUAAAAUAUGAAGAA